Ochotona princeps (American pika) is the source of this 3634-nucleotide messenger RNA. RefSeq names its product cadherin 13 (gene CDH13). Bases 158 to 2425 code for a protein of 755 amino acids. Gene Ontology annotation, molecular function: calcium ion binding; cadherin binding. NCBI's taxonomy places the organism in Eukaryota, Metazoa, Chordata, Mammalia, Lagomorpha, Ochotonidae. The transcript is spliced from 15 exons. The record is from RefSeq and is a predicted model, not a curated record. Gene Ontology annotation, cellular component: catenin complex; adherens junction; plasma membrane. Gene Ontology annotation, biological process: adherens junction organization; cell morphogenesis; calcium-dependent cell-cell adhesion.
GUCUUGUAAAGCCAUUGGUCCUGGUCAUCCGCCUCUACCCAAUGCUUUCGUGAUGCUGCCGCUGAUCUAUUUGGGAAGUUGGCUGGCUGGCGAGGCACAGCCUCAGCUCAAAGCCUGGCUCCCACGGAGAAUAUGCUCAGUGCCGCCGCGUGCAUGAAUGAAAACGCCGCCGUGUGCUUCUAGUCGGGCAAAAUGCAGCCGAGAAGUCUGCUCGUCCUGUGCAUUCUGCUGUCCCAGACUCGUUGGAAGGCACCUCGGCCGGGGCCGGCUGAGCGCUGCAGCCCGGCUGCUGCUGUCGCUCAAAGGCUCCCGGGGCUGCCGCGCCCGCGUGUUGUUGAUAACAUCUGCAGAAGAUUUGGACUGUGCUCCUGGAUUUAAGCAGAAGGUCUUCCGUAUUAAUCAGCCAGUGGAGUUCAUCAAGGACCAGUCGGUUCUCAACUUGACCUUCAGUGACUGUAAGGGAAAUGAGAAGCUCCACUAUGAGGUCUCAAGCCCAUACUUCAAGGUGAACAGCGACGGUGGCUUAGUGGCCCUGAGGAACAUAACUGCAGUGGGCAGGACUCUCUUCGUCCACGCGCGGACUCCCUAUGCUGAAGACAUGGCAGAACUAGUGAUCGUUGGGGGGAAGGACAUCCAGGCCUCCUUGCAGGAUAUAUUUAAAUAUGCAAGAACUUCUCCUGUCCCAAGACAAAAGAGAUCGAUUGUAGUAUCUCCCAUCCUGAUUCCAGAGAAUCAGAGGCAGCCAUUCCCGAGAGACGUCGGCAAGGUGGUCGACAGUGACAGACCAGAAGGGUCCAAGUUCCGGCUCACUGGAAAGGGAGUGGAUCAGGAGCCUAAAGGGAUUUUCAGAAUCAAUGAGAACACGGGUAGCGUCUCCGUGACACGGACCUUGGACAGAGAAGCCAUCGCUACUUACCAACUCUCUGUGGAGACCACUGACAUCAGUGGGAAAACUCUGGAGGGGCCGGUGCCUUUGGAAGUCAUCGUGAUUGAUCAGAAUGACAACAGACCCAUCUUCCGGGAAGGCCCCUACGUCGGCCACGUGAUGGAAGGGUCACCCACAGGGACCACAGUGAUGCGAAUGACAGCCUUCGACGCAGACGACCCAGCCACCGACAACGCCCUGCUGCGAUACCACAUCCGCCAGCAGACGCCUGACAAGCCAUCCCCCAACAUGUUCUACAUCGACCCCGAGAAGGGAGACAUUGUCACCGUGGUGUCGCCUGCACUGCUGGACCGAGAGACUCUGGAAAACCCCAAGUACGAGUUGAUCAUCGAGGCUCAGGACAUGGCUGGACUGGACGUCGGCUUAACAGGGACUGCCACAGCCACAGUCAUGAUCGAUGACAAAAAUGAUCAUUCGCCAAAGUUCACCAAGAAAGAGUUUCAAGCCACGGUGGAGGAAGGAGCUGUGGGGGUUAUUGUCAACCUGACCGUUGAAGACAAGGAUGACCCAGCUACGGGCGCAUGGAGAGCCGCCUACACCAUCAUCAACGGAAACCCGGGCCAGAGCUUUGAGGUCCACACCAACCCCCAGACCAACGAGGGGAUGCUUUCCGUCGUCAAGCCCCUGGACUAUGAGAUCUCCGCCUUCCACACCCUGUUAAUCAAGGUGGAAAACGAGGACCCACUUGUGCCCGACGUGUCCUAUGGCCCCAGUUCCACGGCCACUGUCCACAUCACCGUGCUGGAUGUCAACGAGGGCCCAGUCUUCUUCCCAGACCCCAUGACGGUGACCAGGCGGGAGGACAUUUCCGUGGGCAGUGUGCUGCUGACGGUCAAUGCCACAGACCCCGACUCCCUCCAGCACCAAACCAUCAGGUAUUCUGUUUACAAGGACCCAGCAGGCUGGCUGAACAUCAACCCCAGCAACGGCACCGUUGACACCACAGCUGUGCUGGACCGUGAAUCGCCAUUCGUCCACAACAGCGUGUACACUGCCCUCUUCCUAGCUGUCGACAGUGGCAGCCCGCCCGCCACCGGCACCGGCACCUUGCUGGUGACCCUGGAAGACGUGAAUGACAACGCUCCUGUCCUCCACCCCACGGUGGCUGAAGUCUGCGAUGACGCCAAAAAUCUCAGCGUCGUCAUCCUGGGAGCGUCCGACAAGGACCUUCACCCCAACACCGACCCGUUCAAGUUUGAAAUUCACAAGCAGACCGUUCCUGACAAGGUCUGGAAGAUCUCCAAGAUCAACAACACGCACGCCCUGGUGAGCCUGCUGCAAAACCUGAACAAAGCCAACUACAACCUGCCCAUCAUGGUGACAGAUUCGGGGACGCCUCCCAUGACAAACAUCACAGAUCUCAGGGUACAAGUGUGUUCCUGCAAGAAUUCCAAAGUGGACUGCAACUCCACGGGGGCCCUGCGCGCCAGCCUGGCCUUGGCCUUGCUCGUCACGCUCUUCAGUAUAGCCUGUCUGUGAGAGCUGCUGGCGUCCCCCAGAGCGUGACUUCCAGGUUUCCAUAGCAACAGGAGAACAGAAGCAAACCAUCUGUCCAAAUCCGAAGACUGCAGUUGCCCGCUGUGGACCUCCACGCCAGGCCCCGGCCAUCCCCAGGUUCUGUUUAUUUGCGAUUUCACUUAGCCUGUACUUCACCACUCUGGCGGGAUCUUCCUUUCUCUCUUAAUUUGUGGAAUCCUCUGACUUCGCCCUGAGAUGUUCAAAGAUCAGGACGGGGAACGUGACCUGCGGCAGCAGGACCGCUGAGGACUUCCCCUGAUGUGUUGACACGUUGCUGGCCAGUGCUCCCCCACACGGCUUUGCCUGUGGCUUACUAUUUGUAUAUGUCUGAGAGUCUGUAUGUGUAUAUACACGGUAUUUAUAGAGGGUGGGACUGCAAGAAGCCUAGUUUUGAUAAUGCCACUCUUCCGUGAUUAGUUACAGAAAGAGAGGGGAGAUGCUAAGACGACUGAGUCUUCACCCCCGCCAGCCCCCAGCCCCACCAGGGCCUCCUCAAGCAGAGGAGGGGUUUCACCCUCUGAUGGCCAGCACAGGGUGGAGACAGUGUCUCAAGGGCAUCCGUCUGAUCUGGGGGCAUCCCAUGGGGCAGCACGGAUUGCGGGAGACGCUCUGUGGCACCACCGGGCCUGCAGCCAGCCACGGCCCCAUCUGGAGGUCACACAGGAGGCCAGCAGGUACCAUGUUGUUACACAUAUAUACCCACAUGUAUAGACAGCCCGGUGACGCACUUCACACCCUUUCUCUCCUCCACAUGCAUACAAUAGAGUAAAUGCAGGUAGUUGUAAAAGUACCCUUUGUGUGACUCGACUACCGUUGUUUGCAAACCUGAAAAUAAAAGCUGUUUCUUCUGUAUGAGAAGCAACUGGUUUUCAUUCUGUGAGCAUGAGACAGACAGGUAAGAGGAAAGUCGGUGCCCACCCCAAGGUUAGCUUCCUGUUGAGCAAACUACAAAUGCACCAUCAAGCCUCACACCAGGUUUUUCUCCCAAAUGCAACCCACGACAGGCUGUGGCUUCUGUGACAGCUAGCCACCAACAAAGGUUAGGUCAGGGUCAUGGCAGAUUGUCACACAUGCGCACAUGUACACACACACACACCCAUGCACCCACGGGCUUUUUUAUGCAAUCUAUGUUUGCACCUGUACUUUUUGAUUAGCCUUCUAUAGCAAGCA